Messenger RNA from Rhododendron vialii, 796 nucleotides. Its product is annotated as protein TRACHEARY ELEMENT DIFFERENTIATION-RELATED 7A-like. NCBI's taxonomy places the organism in Eukaryota, Viridiplantae, Streptophyta, Magnoliopsida, Ericales, Ericaceae. The transcript has a single exon. Gene Ontology annotation, biological process: plant-type secondary cell wall biogenesis. The record is from RefSeq and is a predicted model, not a curated record. The coding region runs from base 76 to 675 and encodes 199 amino acids.
CCCCUUUAAAUGGACUGCUACAAAUAGGCAUGAAAUCAAAAUCCUAUUCUCCUCCACUAUAACUUCAUUUACCAGAUGGCUCCUAUCCAAAACUAUGAUUACAACUUCCCAUAUUUCCCCCAACCACCACCUCACUCCUCUCCAUCCCCACCACAAUUUCCACCACCUCCUCAUCACCCUUCCACUCCACCGCCUCCUCCGGCAAAACCGCCUAGUCAUUCAACUCCACCCCCACCACCAUCCCACCAUAUUCGUCCACCACCACCACCUCAUGUUCUUCCCCCUCCCCCCCCACCUGGCCACCACUCAACCAUUAUAGUGGUCGUCUUUAUCUCACUUGGCGGCUUGUUCUUUUUGGCAUUCCUCGCCAUCGCUCUGUGCUACUUAAUCAAGAAGAGAAAGAAGAGAGCGAUUCAAGAAACGGAUGUAGUGAGAAUUGACGAACAUGUGAGAGUUCAGGAAGCCAUCAUUCAGGGUCCACACGGUGCACAAGCUGUUAUACUAUCCAUCGAAGAGGAUGUGCAUGUAGAGGAAGAUAUUAAGAGGAAUGAAAUGGUGGGUAAAGGAAUAAUAUCACAUGUGAUUGGACCUACAAAAGAUCAUCCUCAAGCUUUGGUUGUGGCAGCAUCCACUUCUGAAUCCGGUGAUCAUCACCAUCUUGAUCACAAAAGCUGAUUGAAAAUUUCUUAAUUCUUUCCCAUGUAUGUUCAAGAAGAAUAAAAUGGAACAAGUGUAACAAACGUUGGAGACUUAAUAUAUAUAUUGAAUAAAGAAGGUUGUAUUACUAUGAGCUAAA